AUGAAUACUAGAACCGACAGACAAGACCAACUUCCUAAUGAUAGUCCACCGAAUAUUUCAGUCGUUAAUUCUUCAAUGGCUACCGAAAAUAACAGUUUAUCCCCAAGAGAAAUGCAGGCUACAUUUCCAGUGCAUGCGUUAACUACUCUUAAUUCUUUGUUGUCACGACCUCAAUGGCAAGUGCCUGUUUUACCCGAAUCACAACUGGAAAUUGUUCUGAUAGCGUCGAUUAAUAUGGCUAAAAAUGGUGAAGACAUUUUCUCAAAAGAAUGCUUACGUUUUUAUUCUGAUGGCUUGAUAAUUUCUUUUACAAAAAUAUUCCAGGACGAUGCUGUCAGUCGGUGGGAUUCUCAUGUAUUGCAUUUUAUUUAUGCCAAUGCUCUUUUAGCUAUUGAGCUAUGUUCAUUCAAGGCUAAAUCUGAUUGCACACCUAUAUUAGAACUAGAAAGCAUUCUAUUCGAUCCUCAUUCACGCUUUCAUAAACGUAGUAUUGAUUCCACCAAUGUGUCACAAGAAAUUCGUUACGGAAUUCACAAGAACGCUGUUUGCCGAUUUGACAAUAUCAUUAAGUUAUUACCACAUUUAUCAGUGAAUAAGUUAAACAUGCAAGAAUACCAGGAAGAAGUGAACUAUGAAGAAAUGAAUGAGAAUUCAUCACACCUCAAUAGUUCCACCUCUUUAAAUUUAAGAGAAUAUUCUAUUCCAUAUGUUAAUUAUGAAGAUGCACCGGUUUUGUUGGAUUUCAUCAAUUUAUUUGGAAGGCUGUCCGGUUUCGAUCGAUUGAAAUCACGUCUUAUGGCUCUAGAGAAUAACGAUGAGAAACCGCAACAACAACAGCAAAACGUAGAGGAAGACAAAAAGGAGCAAGAGCAGCAGUCAACUGAUAGGACAGAGCAUUUAUCACUCAGUUUAAUAUAUGCUUAUCUCCAACCUUUUGCAUUGUGCUGUUAUUUUCUGAAUGACACAGUGAUGGAAGAAUAUUUUCAGCCGAUAGUUAAUACAGUUCUUAACUAUUUGUCACGCAUAUCUGAUGAUCAGAUAAAGAGAGAAUCUAAAAAAGAAGCAAAAUAUGAUUUCAUCGCUGGAUUGAAAUUCAUUUUAUGUGCCCUAUUAAAGCGCAUGCCAUCAUCGAAGGAAGAAGAUAUUGAACGAGCUGAAAUAUUAUUCUAUGGUUUAAUCUAUCGUUUCUUCCAGUUGUCUUCGUUCAGUGGGAAAAUGAAUACAUUAAAUGAAUUAAUCCGUUUAUUAUCUGUAUGCGAUAAUAAUUCAUUAGGAAUUGGUCAAUGGAUUAAAGACAACAAGUUAUUAAAGUUGUUACUUGGUGAAAAUUUACAUCAACCACAAUAUGUUGAGAAAGUUGAAGAAGUUAUACGCUUUAUGAUUAGAAAAUCUUUACUCACAUCCAGUGAUUUAGACACAAUCUGGGAAUCUCAGAUUGAUAAACAUGAAACAAUAGUUAAGAAUGUAUUCAAUAUGCUGACACAUUUAGCUUUAGAAUUUUCAGUGGAUCAAUUGAAUUAUUUGUUCAAUCGUUUCAAGAAAAGUUGGAAUAAAGCUACAAAACGUCAACGUGAAUGUUUAAUCAAUUUGAUUUCAACACUAGCUGAACAAGAUAAAGAUGGUAUAAUGAUGCAAAAAAUACUUGAUCUAUUAUGGGAAUGGUCUACUAGUAUUAUUACUACUAGUUAUGCUGCUACUGAUGGUGGUGGUGGUGGUUACGUUAGUGGAAACGUACAACUCUCUUCUAGUAACAAUGAUGAUGAUGAUGACGAUAUUAUAAAUAAUAUUGCAUUAAAAGCGCAUACAAAAAUUCUUAGCUGUAGUGAUAAAUCUUUCGUUUAUCAACUUCGAAUUGGCUGGUUGGAUAAGUUGGCUAAUAUUUUAAAAAGUGGACCGAAUGAAGCAUGUUUAUUGCCAGCUGCUAAACAGUUCACGGAAAUCGCUAAUCUCUUUAAUAUGGGUACAGCGAAUAUAGUAGUCAGAAAUUUAUGUCAACAACAUCGUAUUCUACAGGCUACUGUUGAUUGUAUUAUUCAAAUAAUGUGGUCACUGCAUGAAGAACGUUUCGUGUCAAUAACUUCAUCUAACCGUUCCAUGGGCAAUGCAAUUCCAAUUCAUGCUUCUUCUCCAAAAAGAAAAAAAGUUAAUGGACAUUUGAUCAAAGUUAAAGAACUAUUGAAACUCAUUCGUUAUUUAAUAUUCCAGUGUAAUUCAUUAUUCACAAUAGAUAUGUUACAACAGAUAUGGGAUUCAAUGUUUCAACCAGUGUUUCGACCAGAUUUUGUUUUACAGAAUAAUAGUCUCUUGUCAAAGUUUCGGAAUCAUAUUGUAUUACCAGUGGAUCGUGAUAUCUGCUUCCAAUGGUUCACAUUAUUUUUUACUGAUCCUGUUUGGUUUGAAUGUCGAGAUUUUAUAUGGGAUAAUUAUACAGCCUUAAAACCAGAAUUAAUGACUUCUGCUGGCUUAGAAUUUGUGGUACAGCUGUUUUGUCGUAUUAAUUCAGACAAUACAUGUACUAUACGUGAAUUUAACAUCCCGUUAGCAACAUCAUCAUCGCCAUCAUCAAUAUCAACAGUAUUGUCAACUCUCUCAUUACCGCUAUCUGCUAGUCAUGUAGAUACUCCUGCUACUUCUGCCGUUAAACUUAUUAAUUUAGAACAGUUAUGGAACUUUAUUCUUUUUUCCAAUCGAUGUGUAUAUCGCGAAAGUAGUAGACUAUUGCUGCAACUCUAUACAAAGGCUUAUUCACGUUGUACAAAAAGCCGACAGGAGUUAUGCAGUGAUAUUAUGCGAACUUGUUACGCACAUAUUAAGACAGCCUACGAUGAGAUAUGCUCUAUUAUCAAAAAAGAGAUAAAUCUGGACGAAUCGAAAUUCAAAAAGAUUUCAGUACCUCAUUCCAAUACUAUCCCAUAUUCUAGUCGUCAUGUAAACUCUUUAUUUAAACGAAUACUUAGAAUAAUAAAACUAUUGAAAAAAUUCACAAUCACUCUGAAUAUAGAAUCAUAUAUCAUCAGUGAAAGGGAAACGUGUAUUCCUUUGAAACGCUCAUGGAUAGGAUCAUCAUUCCACUUAACAGUUACUUGUCAAGGUCUACCAAACACGUUUUAUCUUUGUCACAAUAAGAAUAAUAGAAAGGGAAAAAAUCAAAAGCAUACUUUCCUUUCUAAUGGAACCACGGUAACUGUUGCACUUAUAGUACAUGGAAAUGUAACAGUUGGUGAACUACGUGCAUUUCUAUUGGAUUUUUGUGUGAAUGGUUACCCUUCAAAUUCUCCGUCGUCAUCAUCCUCACUGUCACCAAUAACAACAACAAUUCCACUUAACUGUAAUGAUGAUAAUAAGAGUCAUUAUCGUACUAAGAAUCGUAAUGACAGUAGUGUGUUGCACCCAAAUGCUUCCCAGUAUGAAUUAGAAUUAAGUGUUCUCAAUACGGAAGAGGAGGGGGAGCAGACAAAUGGCAAUAAUUGGUUAUUAAACUGCAAUAUGGAUAACGAAUUAUUAAUUGAUCUGCUCUCAUCCUUUCCUAAGUGGACUAGACAAUUUUUAAAGCAUCAUCUUAAGAUGGAAGAUGAAGAAGAUCAUAGAGGAAAAAAAAGAAGUAACGUCAAAAGUGAUGAUGCUUCACUAAUUCACCUUCAAUUAUCAGCCAAACUAAUGUAUUCUAAUAAUAAUAAUAUCGAUGGAUUAUCAACGUCUAUAACUGACUCGCCAGUUACCUCACCUAGCUUUUUAUCAUCUGAUCAUUUUGAGUUUCAUCAUCCCGGUGAUUUCGUUACUCCAAAGUCAUCAGCUCUAAAUUCAAAUAAUAAUAUUGGAAAUGACGCUAAGUUAAAUAUUCUACAAGUUUAUCGUGAUCUUCUGUCAAAUCAUCAUCGUCACCAUCUUCAUCCUCAUGAUAAUAACAAUAAUUCUUCAGUCGAUAUUAAUGUUGAUAAUGCGUGUAACACACUAUCAGAAUUGACAAUAUUCAAUUCCAUAAUAGAUUUUGACUUACACAAAGAAGAGGAAGUAAUAGGCAAAGGAGAUGAUCAACAGCAAUCAGUUGUUGAUAAAAUUGAAAUUUACUGUGACGAUAGUUUAUUAUCAUUAUCAAAGGAUGAAUUGGAUAAAAUUGAUGACUCUAAGCUGCCUAAAUCCAUUCAGCAGGUGGAAAAUCAAAUACAGGAUGAAAUAACUUUAGAUGCCGACCGACGUAUUGAAUUCCUAUUGAAUUUGGGCAAAUUAGCCUUAACCUUAAAUUGUAUGAAUGUUUGCAAUAAUAUAAUGGCAUUGUUAAAAUGUAUGCCAUUACAUAAAAAAUUGGUUAAAUUUAUUGAAGAUAGUUUAAAUCAAUCAGUUGGUGAGAAAUUGAAAGAUAGUUGUGGCGCUAGUGAUAGUUCGGACAAUGCAUCAUCCUCUGAACCUCUCUUAUCAAACACGUGGUUUGGCAAGAUACUUACAAACCCACUGAAUGAGUCAAUCGAAGUUUUCACCUCUGCAGCCAAUGAAUAUCCAAUUAUGAUAUGUCAAAAUACGCCAAAUUAUAUUGAGAUAUUGUAUACCCUGCAAGUAUUAUAUUGUGUAUUAAUGCCAAGUAGUGCAGUGAAACAUUAUCACUUUUCUAGUCAUCUACAUACAGUCAACACUACAAAUACCACGACUGCUACUACUAUUGAUACUGUGCCUACUCCUACUAAACUUAUGCACGCAGACAAUAAUCUCGGUUUCUCUACGGAUUUGAACAGCAGUGAUGGUAUUAACUGUAAUAAUAUAACCGAUUACACUGGAACUACAUUCCUUAGGGAUGAUUUUCACAAUCAAUUUCCUAAUUGGUCUAAUGCUGUUAACGUUACAUUGCUUCUGCUACGCGGUGGUGCACUUAGCCUUCUGCUUUCUUCACCACUUUUAACAUCAGUUUGUGACUGCUCUUCCUCCAAUUGUACAAAUGAUGAAGAAUUCAGCCGCCAUAUUAUCUGUGAUACCUUAGAAACAAUUGACAAAUCUUCAUUUCACCAAGACCAUAUUAACAGAUCCUCCUUCGUAAAUGCUCACACGUUUUUUUCUGCUUCUGUGAAUUCAAUAGAUGAAAGUAUUUUUGUAUGUGAAAGAAACACACGAAAGCAUUGGAGAUUGAUUUAUCAAAUACGCAUGUGGUUGUUUCGACUACUGCGUUUAUUGCUCAUCAGCAUAGCUAAUAGUCUUAUACUACACUAUAGUUUGAGUUCUUCAUCUAAUAAUUGUAAAAUAUUAAGUUUAUUUCAAAAAACACCACUGUAUCAUUUACUGUCCUCAUCAUUACUCCCGCUGUCGUCAUCUUCCGGUGUCACUAUCGACACUGAUGAUUCCCACUACCAUCAGAAUAAGCUUUCUUGUACAUACUCUCUUCCUGUACAGUAUUUAUCACCUGAUGCUAGUACUACUUCUACUCACGAUGAUGAUAAUGUCAAACAGGAGAGAGACAUUGAGUAUAUUUGUAAAUUACUACAAAAUACACAUCAAUUAUCAAGCAAUACAAGUCACCCAGUAUUCAAUGGCAGUUAUUUCAUUCUAUUACAUGCUAUUUAUGUGGCACGAUUAACAAUAAAAUCUGACAUAUCUUUGAGUGAAAUAGAAACUUCUUGGUUGAAGAAUAUCUCUUCCGGUUUAAAAAUUUUAUGCUUCAAUGCUUGGCAAGCUAAAUUUGGCUGUGAAAACAUGAACCAUUAUUAUCAUUAUCCUCCUAUAAAUAAAGAAAAGAUCUUUAAUCAAGUCAACAGUGUCGCUAGUCAAUUUAAUCCAAGUACUAUGGUAACUACUGAAACUGUAGUCGAUACUAUUCACCUUGAUGAUGAAUCUAGUUUAACAAAGCAGAUAGAUCGAACAGAGUGUUGUGAAAUUCCUUCACUUGACAAAGAAAUACCUUCUUUAGAGGUUAAAACUGAGUCAUUUAUUGAUGCUGCUAAUGAACAACAGGAAUUAUCACCUUCACCUUCUUUAACCUCAACAUCAUCAUCAUCAUCAUCGUCCGUUUCUUCAAUCCGUUGUCUACACUCAAUAACAUCGCCAUCUGCUUCCUCGUCGACUUCUUCAUCCUCAUCGAAUUCCUCUUCCCGUUCUUACUCUUCUUUGGGUAGUGAAAAUCAUUCCAGUAGCACUAGUAGUAGUAGGAGGAGGAGCAACAACAGCACCACAAGUGAAAAUGGUGGAAUUCAGUCAAAAUUAUUAUAUCAUAACUUUCAAAAGGAAUAUUUCAAUUCACUGCAAAGUGGUGAAAUAGUAGGCUCAGUUACAAUGGAAGCACUAAAUUGUAUUCCAUGGUAUGAGUGUUUAUAUUCACAUGAUAAAUUAUGUAACCUUUUAAAAUAUCCUUUACCGUGUAAGAAAUUAGUCAAUCCAUCACAGGGUAAUUUAUCAAUUGGUCAACAUCACCAGGAGCAGAAGCAGCGUGAUAAUGAUCCUUCUCAUCGAAGUCAUCAUCAUCAGCAUAGUCAUUAUCGUCGUCAUCAUCAUUGUGAUGAUCAGUAUCAUCUCUUUGCAUCUUCUUCGACCUCUCAAUUCGUCCAUGCUUCCGAUCAGUUAACUAUUGGUGUAAAUAUUUUACAAGACUUAUUAUUUUCUGAAUCAUUAUUUAUACGUCUGUCUACAAAAGACUUUAUUCAUAUAUCGCUGACAUCAUGCCUUGCAAGCAAAAAGAAUGAAAACGAUAUAUACUUUAUGCUAGAAGAAAUGUUUCAUUGGUUACCUGAGUAUGUUCCAUCGAAGAUUCAUCUGUCUGAUCAAUAUUUUCAUCUGUUUGUCCUGCUAAUUCCACUUAUGUCUAAUCAUAAGGAAUUCUUACAAAGUGCACGCAAUUGGUUAACAGAAGAAAUGAUAUGGCUUCGAGCUGCUAUUUAUGAUCGUCAAACGGGUGAUUAUAGUUCAUUUGGAGAACAGACUACACCACCUGACCCUGGUGUUCCAACUGUCAAUGCUGACUGUACUGCUCUUACUUCUACUAUUACCACUCUGCUUCCGGAAUCGUAUUCCCCAAUGUUAUCGAGGAAACCGACAUGUUUUAAAUCGUGCAAUUCAGAUUCACUGAAGUAUUUUCAUUGCAUGCCUGUAAAGCAUAAAGAUAUCCUACUGUGUGGUCAUUUACAAUUAUGUAUUGCUCUAUUCAAAUGUCUCUUUAAUUCCUCGAAUUCAACAUUCCAAUCACAACAAAUGAGGCAUGAAGGUGAGAUCAAGACAAAUGUAGAUAACAUAUCAUCAACAGUGAAAACCAGAGUACACAGUUCUGAUAGUGACGUGGAAAUAAUCGAUGUGAAUGACAGUAGUACCAAUUGUGUUGUCGAUACCAAUCACAAAAGUGCUGAAGAUACUGUUGUCAACCAUCAAAACAGUGAUUUGUCAGCAGCAACAACAACAACAGCCCGUGUAUUGAAUCAAACAUGUUUAGUUAAAGACAUGCUUGAGCUUUUGAUAUUUCCUGCAUCUAGAUGGUUUGCUCAGUUGCAUGAAGGUGAACAAUGGUCGGAAUUGAGUAAUAAAGAUCAAGGGAUAAAUAAUACUCAUGACCACGUUGAUGGUACUACAGAAGCAGCAUCAUUUCAUCCUAAAUCAUUGCCUAGCAUAUUGUGUUCACGAAAACUGUUAAAUUACUCAUUUUCGUUUCUUCUAUCUAUGGCCUAUUGUGAUCCAUCUAUUAGUCAACUGCUGGCUUCCAGGCUAUAUGAUAUAAUGUUUUGUGUUACUGGAAAACCUGUAAACUCCAAUUUGGACUGUAAUCUAGCACCAAAUACCCCGAAUUCAGUAUCAGCAUUGUCGUCGUCAUCAUCACCAUCAACGUUGUUAUCAGUAUUCAAAGAUGAAAAUGAUUUUUACACCUGGAUUAUAAACAACGCUAACUGUAAUACUGAUACACUGAGAUUUGUUGGCUUAAAAAAUGGUGGUGCCACGUGUUAUAUGAACUCAAUUAUACAACAAUUAUUCACAUUGGAACCAAUUCGCGAUUGUGUAUUGAGUGCGAAUCCAGAAUGUUUAUUGCGUGAAUGUAAUAAACCGAUGGAUGAUACAUUGUUGUCUACAAUUAUCAGUAGUAAGAGUACUAAUAGUGAUGGUGGUGAUUCUGUCCAACGGAGUAGUCUGAACAAUGAAACUACAAUACACACAGAUGAUUUGUGCAAACGACAGGCUAAAUUAAAACCUUUAAGUCGUGAGAAAAUACAUCAUCUGAAUGUAUUAUAUCAUAUGCAAACUAUAUUUGGACAUUUAGCCUACAGUCGUGUGAAAUAUUAUGCUCCGGUGGAAUUCUGGCGUAAUUUUAAAUUUCGUUCAGAAACUGUGCAGGUUGGAGAACAACAUGAUGCGGUGGAAUUUUUUCAUAUCCUUGGUAAUAAUUUAGACGAAGCCUUGGAAUUGUGUCAGUUACCCAAGAUUGUUGAAGUUAUAUUGGGUGGUAAAUUCGCUGAUCAGAAAAUAUGCCUAGAUUGUCCACAUCGAUACACAAGUUAUGAGUCGUUUACAACGCUCAAUGUUGACAUAUUGGAUCAUAGAAACCUAGUUGACUCACUUGAACAAUAUGUGAAAGGUGAGCUACUAGAAGGGGACAAUGCGUAUCAUUGUUGUGUAUGCGACAAAAAGAUACCAAUAUUAAAACGUAUGUGCAUUCAAAAGCUCCCCUUAGUUUUGGCGAUCCAGUUGAAACGGUUUGAUUAUGAUUGGGAACAAGGUGUUUCACUAAAGUUCAAUAAUUAUUGUGAAUUUCCACGUCAGUUGGAUAUGCUACCGUAUACUGUUCAAGGUUUAAAAGAUUCAAUGAACGCAUCUAAUGAUGAUGAGACAAAUAUUAGCAGUAGUGAAGUUGUCUCAGGUGCUGCUAGUGGUCUUUCAACAACUGAUACCUGUAAUAAUGCGAACCAUAACACUGAAGUAAUACAACCUCAAGAAAAACGAAAUGCCAGUGAAGAAGAUGGUGAUAACAAUGAGAAUCCGUGUACAAAAUACAAUCUACGUGGUGUUGUUGUUCACAGUGGUCAAGCAUCAUCGGGACAUUAUUACUCCUAUAUACGACACUAUGUGCCUAAAACACGAACGUAUAAAUGGUAUAGAUAUGAAGAUCAUAAUGUUUUCCCAGUUCCUUUAGAUAAACAUGAAGAGGCCGUCAGUCAGUGGUUUGGUGGUGAAUUGAAACAGACAUUAAAUGAUGUGCCUAAAUUUUCACGUUUACGUUGUGACAAACGUUGGUGGAGUGCGUACUUAUUAUUCUAUGAAAGAGAAGAUUUUAAUGAGCAAAUCAAAAAAUUACCAAUACCUAGAAUUGGCUCGGAUAGUCAUCAAUCGAAACUGCUUACUGAACGUGUAAAAGAUAUUAUUAUUUCACAAAAUAUUGAGCAUUUGCAUUAUCGUAUGCAAUUUCAUCCAUUGUUGCCAGAGUUUAUUUACCAUUUCGUCAAUAAUAAUAUUCAGCUGUUCAUGAAAGAUACUGCUACCCAAGGGAAUUUAACACCGAUUACAUUCAGAUUAUUGCUUCAUUUUAUUGAUCUACAUUAUCAAAUAGUUUUGCCGAAUUGGAAGCGUUGGUUAUUCAUAUUACUGAAGUUGGUUGCUGUCAGUACUCCAUCGACGAGAUGUGAAUUAAUUAAAUCAACCUUUUUAAAGUCACCAGAUCAAAUUAAAUUUUUACUUUUCGAUUGUCCAUAUCCGGAGAUACGAUUUAUGGUUGCCAGCCUUAUCGUCUAUAUAUGCCAUUUAUGCAUGAAUGAUCCAUCUGUACAAUACAGUGAUAUUCUAAAAGCUUUUAUUUCGCUGGCUGAUAGCCAUCCCACGAUGAAUACUGAUAGUGCGAUCCAUUAUCCUGAUAUUGUUAGAUUAGAUAAAACAAGAAGUACGCUGAAUACUUCAACGACUGGUCUGUCUCAUAUACCAAGGCCUACAAUUAAUGGAAAAAGCAUAUCAUCAUCGUCAGUUGGAGAAAAUUCUACCAUUGAUUGUGUUGCACGCAUAUUCUCAGCUACUUGUUUCAUUAAUCGUUUUCUAGCUGCUUCUACUUCUCCCGCUCCCACUCCUCAUCUUCUUCAUCAAUCUUCUACAUUGAAUGACAAUAAUAAUAAUAACGGUAAUGGUGAUAAUGAUAACUCUGAAAGUAGUGGUAGUCAGAUGUUAAUGAUCAAUCCAGGUCAUUGUUUAAUACAAUUGGUAAUUCAUCAGCUGUAUUUCUCGCCAAAUGCCCUAUUACCAUUGAAUAAAUCAUUUCAACAAUAUUAUCAUUCGUAUUGUACAACACAUUCAGUAAAUAAUAGCAAUUCUUCAUCAUCCCUGGUACCGUCAUUUCCAUCGUCAGCAACAGUAACAUCAGAAUCUUCUAUGAUAAUUACAACGACAUCACCACUGAGAUCUUUCAGUGAACAACAUCAUCAGAAGAUUGAUCCAAAUUCUUCAGCAUUCGGUCCUUGUAAUCAUCGUUAUCCAUCAAUAUGGGCAACAGCAACCUCAACGCCGGUACCGUCAACAUCCUCAUCAUCACCAUCUUCAUCGCUGUCAUCAGUAGUUUGGGCACAGUAUUUUGCUAUUUUAUUGGAUUAUGCUAGUUAUGGUAUACAAGAAUGUCAUUAUUUGUUGAAACUUCGUCUGCCUGAAAUUUUAGUGAAUUAUGUGUUAACCCAUGAAGUCUCGCUAACGAAUCUUGGUACUACCUCAAUGUAUAAUGUACCUACUUCUGCCGCAUUCUCCAUUUGGAAUCAAGAACCAUCAGCAGCAGCAGCACCCCUUAGUUUUAAUAAUAUUCAAGCAUCUAUUAAAAGUGUAUUCAAUGAACUGUUGAACGAGAUGCAAUCAUGUGGCUGUCCAAAACUAUGUCUUUCAUAUAGCGUAGAUGCUCUUAUCUAUGGAAUUUUUUCUUCAUCAUUACCAUCAUUUCCUUCAAUCGUAAAUGUAUCCAACUCACAUGUCAGCUCUUUUAAUCAAUCUAAAUAUGAUCAUAACGAGAGUUUGAAUAGUUAUCAUGUUCAUAAUAGUAAUAAUAACGGUAAUCGUUCAACCUGCAGCACAGUAAUGUACUCUGGUUUAAGAAUUUUAUUCGACUUAAUUUCUUAUUUAAUCAGAUCUUGUGAAAUUCCUUCGCAAUACCUCAAUAUUACGACGACAACAGGUGGAUCAGUAGUAUCUAAAACACCUAUUUCUUCGCAUUUGUCAACAUCAUCCUCUUCUUUGUAUAUAUCCGAAACUGCUCCUUGUGUUUAUUCUUCAUCUGUAUCGCCUUCUUCUAUGAAAGAAGACAAUCAAACAUCUCAUCAUACAGGCAAUCAGCAUAAUCCUUAUUGUACAAUGUCCACACCUGUGGCUGUUCUGUCAAAUACAAUGAUACAAUUAUUUUUAUCAAAUCAUAAAGAAAGUGUAGUGAAACAAUUAACCGGUUCAUUGUUGAAUUCGAUUACACUACAGCCUAUCUCAGAUAUUCUAUUGUUUUUCUCCUAUGGAAAUUUUAAUUUUUCACGUGUUGCUCUCAGGGAAUUAGUCUAUUGUCUUUUGCAAUCGUCUGAUUUGGGGAGUGUUAUAAAGUUGAUUGAAUGCUUAUUAAGCAUACCGGAUUCACUGAAAGCAAUAAGAAUUCGUCUUUUUUUCAGUUAUUCGAAAAAUUCGAAAUUAUUUCACGUAUUGAAUUCAAAAUUCAUACGUGAAAAGAGGACUACUACAGCCUAUCAAGUCUUUUAUUUAUACCUCAAUCUGUUGUUUACACACCCUGAUGUUAUCACCUAUUUAUCGAAUGAGGUAUAUUUGCUUCGAGUACUCAGUGAGCUCAAUGCAACAGCACUGCAUAGUUUAAGAAUAGGCGCGUCGCAUAACUGGCCUGAUGAUGAUAAACAGAAAAAAAUUGAAGCAUGUGAGCAAGCUGAACAAAUUCUACUGAAUUUAAUCCCUUCAGCGGAAACAAAUUUAAAGUGUAGCUUAGUGGACCUUGUAACUUACAAACCUGGUGGUCAUAUUGAUUGUGAGAGUGAAGAAAAAGAAUUCGAUGAGGAAGAAGAUGACGAUGAUGAUGAUGACCAACGUGAAGAUGAAGAAGAUGGUGCUGAUGCUGACGACGAAGGCGGGAAUGAUUCCUUUUUGACUAAAUCUCUACAUCCUCUUGCGUCAUCAUCAUUAUCAUUUUUAGAUGACGAUGUUCACGAUAUACACUUUGAUGAAUACAUCAUUAAUGAUGAUAAUACUAAUAACAAUUAUAGGAACCUGAAUAAUGCUCAUGUUACCACUGCCACUAGUAGUACUAAUAGUACUGUUAGCAGUGGUACUAGUACACUUAUUGGUACUACACAUUUAGAUGCAGAACAAUGUGUGAAUAGAAAUGACUGCAAUAACAGUAUGGGGAUUGAUGUGUGUAUUACUGCUGACCCUCUUUUUACUACUAUUACUACUACUACAAAUAGUGUUACUACUACUUCACAUAGCAGUAGUAGUGGUAGUGAUGAUAGUAUUAGUGGUAGUGGUAGUAUUACAGGUAAUUAUUAUAAUACUAAUCAAAUAUCUGAACAGCAACAACGACAACAACAAAUAUCAUCAUCAUCGUCGUCGUAUGUAGAAUUUAUUCAAGAAGAAGAUAACACUGCUCAUUCUAACUGA
Trichobilharzia szidati is the source of this 12558-nucleotide messenger RNA. The record is from the annotation of a GenBank genome assembly. Lineage: Eukaryota; Metazoa; Platyhelminthes; Trematoda; Strigeidida; Schistosomatidae.